CCCUCGCCACCACCAGCAGCCGACUCACCCCAGCCCGCACCCCACACAUAUCACACAGCACACUAGUCUCACGAAAUAUGUUUUGGAUCUUGAAGCGCAGCCGGUUGACGGGCUCGUCCUUCCUCAACGUCCUCAACAACAACUCCAACGGCAACCAGUCCAACAGCAGCAUCAAAUCGCAGGGUAACAGCAGCAAGCGGGGCUACGGUCGAUUACCGCACGAGGACCCCGAUGACAAUCACAACACACAAAAGGCGACCGCGUCACAGAACUCGAGCGCGGCCAACUCGACCGCCACGACUCCGUCCGAGGCGCCGCCGGUCAACCACCUGGCGCACGACCUCUUCGACUUUGAGCUCACUGACGAGUUCUCCGACGACUCCGAGUACGACGAGGCGCUGACCUGCAACGUUUGCGACAGAGCCUUCAGCACGUCCAGGUUACUCCAGCAACAUCAGCAGAAAAAGAGGCAUUUUGGAUGCUCGGCUUGUGAUAGCCUGUUUCCCACCCUGAUGGCCCUCGAGCACCACAAGGAGGAGUUCGAGCACUGGAGUUCCGCCGACGACUUCCUUUCCGGCGACUCGGAGACAGAAGAGGAUUGCGCCGACCUCGAGCCGUCCGAGGAGGAGGAGCGCGAGCGCCUGUUGCUCUAAUUGAGUCGCCCAAAGGCUAUGCUGACUGUGUCAUAUCACGCCGGUCGAGGUCAAAGAGCGAGCUGCUCAUUUAUUUUCUUUCUUCUCUCUCCCCAUCUCAAUUUUUCAUCCCUCUUGCAAAUUUUUUUGUAUAUGCCCAAAAAGGUUCCGGGAAUUUGAGCAAGGAAACUUUUCCGUGCGUUUAAUUCCUUGGAGAGUUGAAGCUUAUUUGCGAAGCAGGAAAAGUUUUGUAAGAAUUACACGUAUUUGACAAGUUUAGACUUGCAGGUUGACUUUUUAUCUAAUAAAUAAAAAUAAAAAAAUGUUUCCGUCUCUAAAGGUAAAGGGGUUUGAAUUUUUCAAGCAAAUGGAAAAGUUUUUCUACAGUUUUUUUUUUUUUUUUUAUGAUAAAUUUCGCAAACCACUCAGCAAAGAACAUUUUACUUUGUUAAUAUUUUUAAAAUUUCGUUAACAAUUUUCGCUGGAUAAAAUUCAUGACGGGACAUUAUAUGCCAUGAUUUUCAAACAAAUAACUGUCGACUUGACCGCUUUGAUGAAGGUGGUAUGAAAAAUAAUUGUUAACUUCCUACCUUUAAUUUAGUUCAGCUCUACAAAUCCUUGAAAAAAAUAUUUAUUAAAUCGCAAAUAAUAACACUGAAUAAAUAAUUUUGUGGACAAAAUUAUGAAUUAUUUGCAAUAUUAGAAUAUCGAAGAAACUAAGAAGAUUUCUGCAUUUUUUAGGCAGGGAAGUAAAUUUGAUCAAAAUCUUUACCUGAACAUUUAAUAAAUUAUUUUUCAUGUUAAAAAAAAUCAUGAGCUCAAAACUUUCCAAAGUUGGUGGCUUUAAAGUUCAGAUAAUCAUCAACCUGAAAAGUUUUAUUCUAGGUAUAAAAUGGAAAGGUUAAAAGUUGACGUUUGAGAAUUCAAAAUUAUAAAAAUAGAAAAUUAAAAAUGAAAAUUUCUUAAGGUUUGCGUGUGUGUAACGCCAAUUGAGAAAAACUUUUGAACCCGUUUUCUUUAUUUAAACUUUCCGAGAAGUCCAAUAUUGAUCUACCAAUUAACAAUCUAGAUCCAUCCCGAAAAGUUUGCAAGUCGUCCCAACUUUUAAGCAGCUCCUCUUGGCACCCUCUCCUGGAACAAAAUCCGAAUCACAUAAUUUACGAGGGACGAGAAAGAUUUUGUAUAAUGUACAUUAAACUUUGAAUUGGAUUAAUAUUUUCCUGAUGUAUAAUGAACUCGGAGGGAUUCAGCCUGUCGUGCACGUUUGCAAUUGCGUCGCAGAUGGAAAUUGAAUUUGCAACCACGCGUCGGCCUUGGUUGCGCUCAAAGCCUGGGGAAAUAAUGAGGGAAGCGAAACACAAUAUAUGUGUUCUGCGAAUUCAAUUCCCCAUUUGCCAUCCGUCUCAUAUUUCGCGGGUUCAAUUAUAAUUGGGCCUUCAAUUUGAAAUCAUGUCGGCGACAGACAAACACUGAUGAGACAAAGGACGUCAGUUUGCUGAAUCUCUCUGUGUGCUGCAUUUUGCGUAUAAGAGUGAGAUGUUAAGUGCGAGGUUGACGGUUGUUGACACCAAUGUGUAAAUUUAAUUAUCCGUUUGACAGAAGAGUAAAAAACGCUAUUUUGGCUAUAUUCGAGCAAGAAGUGUGUGUAUAAAGGGAGUCUGUAGAGAGAUGAAGAAUAUCGACAUAGUCACUUUUUCGGAACAUAUUAUCAAUGCCAGGGUCUGCAGAAUUUAAUAUAUGUCCCUAAUCAGCUUACAUUGUAUAAUCAAAAUGAAAUUCUUUUUCAUUUUCAAGAGUUUGAUCGCCAUGAAUAUCAAAAACAGAGGAAAAUAAUUUUCUAAAUUUGUACACAGUCUGUAGAAUACUCAAAAGAGUUUGAUCAACGCACAUUUUAUUUCAAUUUUUAACUCUUUUCUUCCGGGCCGGACCUGAAGUAUAUGGAGUAUGUAUUUUUAAUUGUUGCUCACUUUGAAUCUGUUGGUUAUUUUUGGAUUCAAUUAAUCAUGCACAAGUUUAAAUAUUUAGCGGAUCGUGGAGUUAUAGCAAAAAUAAUAAUGGGUCCCAAUGUUCCCUUUCCUGUACCUGAGUGUCGGUAGCAGGAAAUUUAUAAUUAGUUGCAAUUAUGACUUUUACUUUCAAAAUGGGUAUAAUGUACUGUUUUAAUAGACUAUCAGAUUAAUUAAUUAUUAAAUUAUAUUAUAUUGUAAUUUGUAUUUUAAUCACUGGUUGUUUGUUAAUAAAACCUCUCAGUGUA
Messenger RNA from Neocloeon triangulifer, 2886 nucleotides. RefSeq lists its product as uncharacterized. Lineage: Eukaryota; Metazoa; Arthropoda; Insecta; Ephemeroptera; Baetidae. The transcript has 4 exons. Bases 78 to 653 code for a protein of 191 amino acids. The record is from RefSeq and is a predicted model, not a curated record.